This is a messenger RNA of Ictidomys tridecemlineatus (thirteen-lined ground squirrel), 1323 nucleotides long. RefSeq names its product ring finger protein 181 (gene Rnf181). Gene Ontology annotation, cellular component: cytoplasm. Lineage: Eukaryota; Metazoa; Chordata; Mammalia; Rodentia; Sciuridae. The record is from RefSeq and is a predicted model, not a curated record. Gene Ontology annotation, molecular function: ubiquitin protein ligase activity. Gene Ontology annotation, biological process: protein ubiquitination.
UAUUGGCCAGCGCCUCGGGGCCGCGACCCAGCGGGUCCGAGGGCUGUGUCAGACCGCAGCGGCCAUGGCGUCCUAUUUCGACGAGCAUGACUGCGAGACGUUGGACCGCGAGCAGGAUGCCCGAACCAACAUGCUGCUGGAGCUCGCAAGCCUCCUCCCAGGUCUCUCUUCAAUAGGAUGGAUCUUGAAGACUUGGGACUGGUCGUAGACUGGGAUCACCACUUGCCUCCACCAGCUGCCAAGGCUGCGGUGGAGAGCCUCCCCAGGACAGUCAUCAGUGGCUCUCAGGCUGAGCUCAAGUGCCCCGUGUGUCUUUUGGAAUUUGAGGAGCAGGAGACUGUCAUUGAGAUGCCUUGCCAUCACCUCUUCCAUUCCAACUGCAUUCUGCCCUGGCUGAGCAAGACAAAUUCCUGCCCCCUGUGCCGCCACGAGCUGCCCACUGAUGAUGAUACAUACGAGGAGCAUAGACGAGAUAAGGCUCGAAAGCAGCAGCAGCAGCACCGCCUGGAGAACCUCCAUGGGGCCAUGUACACGUGAGACAGCUGGGCUGAGUGCCCACCCUCCACAGCGUCUCCCUCCACACCUGAACCCUCAUUAAACAUGUCUUUGCCCACCUGCAACUGCAUUGUUCACAGGCUGGGGCAGGGGCUGGCGUCCUCUACCAGGUCCCUGCUGCUCUUGGGUGAGGUGGUGCUGAACAGCAGAAGGUGCCAGGCUGCAUGUCCCUCCCCAGCGGCCUGUCUAGACUCAGGGUGGUGGAGCUCAGGUAAAGAGCCUGCCACCAGGCAGCCAAGGUUUGGCCUGUACUGGUGGUUGGAAGGCACACUCUGCCAGGGCCUGUACCUCGCAGCUAUUUAAAGCUGAUAAACUAACCUGCACUUCCCUCCCCCCACUGCAAUUUCUAGUUAACCUUGGAACCUUCAGUUAACCUUGGAAUCCUAGAGUGUUCUUUAGCACCAGAGAGAAAAUUGCUUUUAACAUUUUAAAAGUUGCUCUGUAUCUUUCCCUCCCCAUAUCCCCCUACCUUAGAAUCAAAGUUCAAACCAGACUGAGUGGGGGAAGGAAGUGAGGCUGUCAGGCCAGGUCAGGACUUUAGACAGUUUAGAGGCCCAGGAAGGGUUUCAAGCUCUGGUGGGUCUUUGGAUAGUGUCUGACAUCCUUGGUUCCUGACAGCCUUGCUCUUAAAGAGCUGUGUAUAUUCUGGGCUCUCUCUGGGGGCAGGGGUUAGGGAAAGCCAUCCGGAUUAUGCUCUCCCUUAUUCCAGAAGAGACUACAACAUGCAAAUUAGAAUUCUUUUAAUAGAUAUAAAAAAGUACUAAAAUA